AACGUCGAAACGGGUUGGGUGGUCGGUGACAUGUCUUCCACGUCCUCCACGAAGACAGCCGGCGCAAUUGUGGGUCGACGAGCAUUCCUCGUCAGUGUCCGAGUUCGGAAAUCGGUCAUGGGUCGAUGCUCUCGCGGACAUGACGAUUCGCUCGAAAUCGAGAAGAUCGAUCCCAUUUAAUAGAAAGAAAUCGAGAAAUGUUAUCCGCAUUCUCAUGACUCUCGGGCGUUAUCUCAAUAUUCGGAACAAACGUUGAAAUGCAUGUGUAACUCUAAAGAAUAUUGUCAAAUCUUGAUUUAGCAAUCUAAACAUCAAAGAAUCGCGUUGAGAUCUAGAAUGUGAAUAAUGAAACAAUAUUCUUACGGUUCUGCCAAUGUUUCAACGUGUAAUCCAUGCGUGAAUUUGAUAAACAUCUUUUUUGCGGUAUUUGGUAAUUUACAUACGUGGAUUUUUAUGGUCGUGCGGAGGCUGUCAUCGCGAUUUCGCGCACGGAAGUGAUCGAUGUCGUGCGUCGCUAAAAGCGGAGCGGUAAAGGAGCGGCGUAGGAUUCAAAGUGCCGAGGUGAGGUGAGACUGCACCCCUGGUGUUGGUGAACGGUGCGAAGUACGGGAGGCCAAGCUAUUUCUCAGCUUCAGCGGCAGAGCCUUUCUUCGCGGGAAUAUAUCGACACGUCACGAGCACACUGGCCCGUUUACAAUAUCGCGUAUAGGAACGUGCGCGCGCUUACAUUUUGGCCGUCUCGCACCUUAUCGGGCAAGAAACAUCGCUCCGCAAUGAUUCCGCAUCGAUCGCGAUCCUUUUAGAUCGUUUCAAGAAACAAGAUAAGCCAAAAGUGCCUGAAAAUUAAUUUUAAAUAUAACACAGUUAAUGAUAAAUAAUGCAUAGCGAUCAGAAAAGGGUAAAACUUUUUGAUUAUAAUAAUUGCAAAACGAUCGAGUGACAGACAUACGAUAUUGAUUUGUGGAGUGCACUAUAUUGAUUCCACGUUGAUUCAUGAAGAAACAAUCAUAUUUGUUUUUAUGCGCUACUACCAUAAUAUAUUACAUUUUAUCAGUGUCAUUCUUUUCUUGUCCAAUACAACAAAAAAGCAACAGAUUUAAACAUACAAUUAAAAACUACAAGAUAACGCGCGCGAGUGACAAUUUCUUAUUUCUCAAGUAUUACCGGCAAUCUUGGAACCGUCUUUCUUCUUUCUACAUUAUCAAAAGCUGCUGGAUCGUUUCAAUCACGUAAUCCGCAAAACCUACAUCGCGUGAAAAGAGUGUUCCGUUUCUACAUGGGGGCGUAAUCGACCUGAAAUAACUCCGCCAGGUGCUUCGCAAAUUGUUUCUAUCAGCGUACAGUCUCCGGGGGGAUCAUCGGCGAUGCCGAAGACCACGCCUGGAGGUAUCAAGAAGCAUCGCAGGUUAAGGCCGGCCGGAGGUUGCGUGGUGGAGGUUAGCAAACCACCACCGCUUCUCCUCUUCGCCUCCUCCGCCACCGGCUGGCAGCCUGCCUGGCUCGCGUCGUCCUUUCGGUUCUCCAGCGAGACUCUCAGUUGGCCGCCGACUGCCGUCCGGGCAUCGCGUUCGUUUGCGUCACUCUGCGUUUGCGUUGCUGUUUUGGAAUUCGCUCUGUCAGAAUACCAUCGUUUCAAAGUUUCAUCUUGUUUUCAUACGUUUCGAAAUUUUGUCUUUGCUUUUGCGCGUUUUUCGAGAUUUUCUUUUUAUUUAAAAAAAAGUUACGCAAAGUCGUCGAUUCGCCUUUCUUAACUUACACGCGACUGCUUAUCUCUCGACCGGCGCGGAAAAUCGGACCACGAGAAGAGUGCAUUUCCGCAUGAUGAAGCGCAUCGUCGACGUUCGCUCGCGAGAGCACCUACGGCGCUUGUGAAAGCCCGCAAUCGCGAAACUGUGACUGAUUGACAGCCCGCUGCCUUCUCUGGAUUUUUUUGCGGUUUAAUCUGACACACUGCGUGAACAUCGAUCAGGCAGGAGGUGAGAACGCGGUUCGCGAGCAUGAAAGUGGAGAGCGGAGCGGCGACAACAACGGUUCUUCAUAAGGUCAAGGUCAAGGAAGAGACGAAGGAAUGCUGCAACUACCAGCAGGCUUCGCCGUCGUCCACAUCAGCGGUCACUACUACGACCGUCGCGACGCUCACUAUCUCCGCCGCGACGGCGAUCACCACGACCGUCACUAACAGCAAUGGCAUUUCCACCGUGGGCGCGAAUCCGUCGACGACCACCGCGGUGGUCGCCGUUGCCGCCCCUGUUCUGCAGUCCUCCAACAUUAUCUGCCAUCCGCCGACGACGACCGUCUCUAACACCGUCGAUCCUUUCCCGGUUGAUCUCGAUCUUAAGGCCAAGAAUAAGGUGUCCUCUGCGCCGCGGGAGAAAUCCUCGCGGGAGGAAAUGGUCCAGCCCGAGGCGCACUCGCCUUCGUCUCAGCAUCAAAGGAUCAAUCAGCAGAAGCAGGCAAACGGCUCUCGGUCGGAGUACAAAGGCGCGUCCGGUUGCUCCAGAUCCUCCGACAACGACAGCCCUUUGCCCUCGCAGUCGCUUAAGCCCGAGCUGGAGGAAGGGCCCGGCACCGCCAAUGCCGCCGCGUCCAGGACGGACGAACAGAGCGGCGACGGCGCCGCGCUGGCGAACGGCACCGGUGGUGGUGCGUCUAGGUGCGUCAGCGGCAUUUUUGCGGGACACGGCAAGCUCAAGAGGUUACUGGGCACCCUGGUGCAAUUCGCCACCGACAUCUCGACGGACACGGGUGACACGGUGCGCACGCUGGUGCUUGCGCUUCUGAGUGGCAGCAUGACCGCCGAAGAGUUUCACUCGGCAUUGCAAGAGGCGACCAACUUCCCACUCAGAGGAUUCGUCUUGCCGUACCUUAAACAUACCUUGCCCUCUCUUCAGAGGGACUUGAGCAACGCUGCCAGAGCGAACAACCAGAGUUGCGUGCAGUUUCUCCGUUCCAACGAGUCCGCCGUUCUAGAGGCCGUAGGGUUGGUCUCGACCGGUGAAUCCGUCGAGGUCUUCGGUGAGCACGGGAGUGCAAACGGGAUCGGCGGCGCUAAUCAGUGCUCCACUCAGUACACUAUGCGUUCAAAUUCUAAUCCUGGCGUCGGCGCUAUUCAGCACGCAGCAGGCAGUAACGCUGCAGGCGCGUUGCAUCAUUAUCCUGGCGUCGCUCACGCACCGAAACGCCGUGCCUCCGACACCCCGUACUACGAAAACGGAGCUCUUCUAGACGACAUGCCGGUGUACGGCAAAAGAUCUACCAAUCCGUGGAGCCAUCACCAUCAGCAGCAGCAGCAGCAGCAGCAGCAGCAGCAGCAACAACAGCAGCAGCAGCAGCCGACGGACUCGUCGUAUUGCUGGUACCAUCCGCUGCAUUCUUCGGGUGGAUCGAUUCAAGGUCACGCGCACGGCCAUGGCCACGGACCGAGCCCGAUGCCGCCUAGCCUCGUGCAGAUUAAUCAGAUAAACGCGUUCUCCACGCCGCAUCAUCUCAGCCAACAGCCGCAACAAUCGAUGAGUCACGGGCUGCAGACACCGAACGGUGGCAGCCUCGACGACGAGUGGAAGAACAUCCACGUGAUGCUCAACUGCAUCCUUGGCAUGGUCGAAAAGACGAAGAGAGCACUGGCGAUCCUCCAGCGGCGGGGUUGUUCCAGUCCGGCGGCGGCCGCGGCACCUCCGCCGAGUGUGAUCGCGGCGCAGAAUGGCUCCAGUACCAACGGCAGCGGCAACAAUCCCUCGUCAACCAAUGGCGUGCAGGUCGAAUCGUCCACCGGCGAUCGGGAUGGCAGUCUAAAGCGAUUGUCCGGCGAGAUCGUCGCGCAGACCAUCAGGGCGACCGAGGACAGGGUCGCUGAGGUCAAACGAAGAGCCGAAGAAGCUGUGUUAGAAGUGAAAAGGGCCGCGGUAGCGGAAGUGCAACGCGCCGUGGCAGUUGCGGUCGCGGAAUCGAGAGCGAACGAACGUUUGAGAGUUCACCGAUUAUUAGAUCUUCCUCUGUCCCAAAGAAAUCAUGGAAGUCUCCGUCAGGGCUCAUUCCUAAGGAUUCACGGGAGUUCGAGUGCGGUAGAGACUAACGCUAGAAACGUGACGACGCCGACGACGACAUCGAAUUCGACGCCGUCCACUACAGAAGACGAGAAAGAUGUCCAUCUCACCAGCAUGAUGGGAUCCAGUUGUUGGAAUUGCGGCAGGCCCGCUCUAGAGACUUGCGGUGGUUGCGGAAUUGCCCGGUAUUGCGGAUCUUUUUGCCAACAUCGCGAUUGGGAAGCCGGUCAUCAUGCGACUUGCAACAAUCUUCCUCCGCGCGAACCACGAAGAUCGGCCUCGCGUAGUCCGCCGAGGGUCGCCGCCACAAAUCUUUCCGCGAGCAUAAACGAGGUUGACGCCGCGUCGGUGGCGUCUACCGGCGUCUCAAAAGGAAAGUGACGUCGCGGUGCGAGGAAUCUGGGCUACCGAUCGGUCAAAUCAAUAGAUUACGAAUCGCGCUGAUCGCGCGUUCGCGUGUUCCUACGAGUACUCUCUCUUGUAAAAAAAUGGAUGAAUUAAAAUGAACCGAGAGGAAUUUGUCUCUUUGGUAAAAUUGAACACGUUAAGCUUUGAAAUUGAGGAUUAAUUUAAAAUGUCGUUAAAUCGUUAGAACUGAAACAAUAAGAAUAAAGCAGCAAACAACGAGUUUUAAAGUUAUUCUGUAAGUUGAAAAUUUAAACGCUCAUAUAUGUUCACAAAAUGAAAUUCUGCUAAUUCUUUUUAAUUCAUCUAUUUUCUGCAAGGUCUUCACCGAUCAUACAUCUUCUGCGUACUCUCACUAUUGUGUGCUUUUCUUCCCACGAAACUAACCGGAAAUUUUUUUUAAUCUGGAAAAAAUACGCGCGGACGAGAAUCCAAGCAACUCAAUAUAUCUAUAUAUCAGAAAAUUGAUUAUUCGCUUGUCAAGAAAAAUAGUUGGAAAAUGUUGGAAAUAAUCAAUUAUCCAUUGAAUAGAUACUUCUGUAGUUUCAGUCAGACGAUGAUAUAUGAUAAAUAAAAUUUAUCAAAAUUUAAUCAAUUAGAAAAAUACAAAUCUCCAACUGAUGAAUCUCAAUUUUGACAUCUCAGUAGUGUUUAAAAUUAUACUUAGCAAUGAAACAGCACAAAAGUCCGGAAGACAUUUGAAAGAUUGAAGCAUUUUCUGAAAGUGUCUGUUUGUAUAUAAUACUUCGAUAACUUAAUAUUUAUUUUACAUUAUUGGCUGAAGUGGUUGAUAUAAAAAAAAAGCACGAGAACAUACAGGAAAGCAUGUGAACUUAGAUAACUCGAUUACAUGUCUUGGGUGAAACGUCAAGUGUGAUAAAUGUGUUUUAGGACUUUAUCAAUUAAUCACGUAAAAUGAGCAACUGAUUUCACGUCAAGUAGCGUAACCGACCAAAUAGAUGUUUGCGUUUUCCAAGUAGAUAGCGCCGGCAAAAUAUGCACAGCACUGUCGUGAAUGUACGCGUUUAUCAGCAUCAAUCGUUCUCUUUUUUAUCCUCUAUCAAAUUGCAGAUUUUCAAUGUUAGUAGAAUUACACAAAACAAUAGAAAUAAUGCGUGUCUUUAAACACUUUCUUCCUCGAACGAAAGAAUAGAUAAUGAAUUCGAUCAGUGAAUCGACGAUGCGUGAUUCGUAUUAUUCUGAAUCGAGAUUAGCGCAGUAAAUAGUAGUAUUACGAAAAUAACUCUCUCAUUAGCGUAAGCGUUUUCUCGUUUUCAUCAUUAGCAGAUUGAAUUUUUUUAAUAUAAACAAAGCGAAACAAAGCUGAAAAACGCACUCGUUUAAUUAGCAAACUUUAUGUGGAUACAAUUAAGAAAAUGCAUCUUCUUCUUUGAUAAAAACUUGACGAAGCACAAAAUUUAUUGCUUUCGAAACCAGUUAACAUAUAUAUGAUGGAUAAAAUUAUAUACGAUUUGUUAUACGCGAGUUAGUUUCUCUUCUUGUUAAACGAUCGAGCAAUAUGUGUUCUCUCACAUGGAUGUAACUUUUUACUGUGAUUCAAUAUUAUAUUGCAAAAUAUCGUUAUGAAAAUAAUAUGUAUCGCGAGGUGAAAUUGAUAUAAAUAGUUACAC
Messenger RNA from Linepithema humile (Argentine ant), 6079 nucleotides. NCBI's taxonomy places the organism in Eukaryota, Metazoa, Arthropoda, Insecta, Hymenoptera, Formicidae. The record is from RefSeq and is a predicted model, not a curated record.